GGGAGGGGGAGGUGGACAGAAAGACCACAUGUAAACAAAAGUGCAAAGUGUCCCAAGACUUUUGACCAGGAUUGUCCGAAUGAGACUUUUCAAAAACACACUAUAUUAUUUAGCGAGAUCUCUAUGCUAUCGAGCCUGUACUGCUAUAGACUAGACUAUAGACAUUAACUGAGCUUACUUUCAUUCCUUUCCAAACCAAACACAGCGUAGCCUGCGCAGCUUGUCGGUUUAAGCAAUUUUUGCAGUUUGAGCAGUUUGAGCGCGAGCGCACAAAGCGGCGAAGCCGCGAGGAACCGCCUGCCUGGAUUACCCGCAUCUUUUAUUGCCGGCCCUAUUACAUACUUUGACAACCCGAUGACAGGUUUUGUGGAUUGUAUUAACGCAGCUAAUCAGAGCAUAGAUCGCAAUAAGAAACCGCUUCCAGCCAACUUGGCUGGGGAAAGUCACUGUGAUACUGUGGAGUCUAUCAAAACAAAACUAUCCUAUGCGGUGUUUGCUCGAUGGCGGCGAGGGGCAAUACGCCGAAAAAGUCUGUCAAGGGAGGAAUCGAGAGAAGUUAAAACGAUAAUUGCCAGGUAGACUUUGUUGUUGUCCGCUCAAGAUCAAAUUCGGAGAAUUUAAACAUUUCCAUGCAAAACCUUUUCAAGGUCUCUAAGCAUGAAGGAUUUCAAAAUGGCACUUUGUCAGAAAUCUGAAAUUGAUCUAGAAAUAGAAAGAUCAGACAUAUCACCUGAUCGUGUGUACCAUGUCUGUGCACGUAAAAUAAGAAACGCUUUUGGACUUCAUGAUUUCAUCUACUGGAGCCUGCAGAAAGAGAAGCAAGCGGCGAUUGAAGUUUCUGAUGAUUCAAGCAAAUGCAAACGUCUAUUGCCAACGACCGUUUCGUUGCCAGAUCGAAGUCGUCAAACAAGAAAAGGACAUAAAACAUCAGACGACAAUUCCAUAGUUGUGAAGUUUAGAGAUAAUAUUUCUGAAAUUUAGUCGUCGAUGAUGCUUUUAACAGCGAAAUAACAACGAUACAUGUACUGGUUCUCGUAGAGGACAAUACUAGUCUGGCGAGCGCAAACAGUGAAACACGGUAAAAAAUCAUGCUUUUGCCAAAGUCUGUUGGGAAAACGACAAUCACUUCUCUUCCAUCAGGCAAAUUGUUUACGGCUGUUUCUUGCGUUUGGCAGUUAACAAUUUCGCGAUAUUCGCGAAGAAUAUUCAGGCGCGAUAGCGCUUUCGACAACGCUUUAGGAAUUAUUUUCUGUUUUAUACGCGCCAAAGAUCUGCGUUGUAAUCAUUGUUGUUCCUUGGAGCUGUCCUCUGGGAGAUUACUUAAAAUUUUGACUGAUGUGUUAGCCUUUUGAUUCAAAGGCAAUGGCCCGCACGCCAGCGUACUGGACGAACAAAAAAAGCCGGUAAUCCGUGCAGGCGGUUUCUCAGUUGUCUUUCUCUUAGGCUCCGCUCGUUAAUGCGGGGUUGGCGCUCAUUAUCGCGGCUUCGCCGCUUUCUUAGCGCGCUCAAAUUGCUCAAAAACCGCCAAGCUACGCAGGUCAAACACACUGUUGAUGUUAAUUCUUCCACAGAAGCUGCUGUAAAUUAUAUUUUCUCGAGUUUGAUUUUUAUGCGCAACUCUUUUUCCUUUUUUCAGGGUAUACCAAUAUUUUAUUCAUUCGAAAAAGUAAGAAGAUCAAGGACAAAGUUUGAAGCCCAUUGUCCAGUUCCCCCGUUCUGCCAUAGGACACGAUUACCAUACUAAACAACCUCUUUAUCUUGCUCACAAAAUACCGCCGACUCAAUUGCUCCUGGUAUCACGAUAACGCCGAGAUAACGCCAUUUUGAACUCAAGGAGAAAAGGCGAAAGAGCAUUCCCUGAGAUUCCCUGAGUAGACCGAGUGAUGAUGGCUUACUUUCAAGAAAAUUGGCUGCAAGCAGAAGACCACAUCAAACAAAGAGGCAUUUUCAUGUUCAACAACGUUCUGCUAAGCGAUGUAAGCCUUGUUGUUGGUGCUUCGAGGGACAAAAGUGCUCCGAAGAAAAGCAAGAUGGCGAUUCCUGCCCACAAGAUGGUGUUGUCGAUUUGUAGCCCCGUGUUUUUCGCCAUGUUCUGCGGGGAUUUGGCGGAGAGAUCGGAAUCUGUUUACCUACCUGACUGUGAGUACGAGGGAGUGUUAGAAAUGCUACGAUACAUAUACGGCGGGGAGCCGGAACUAAACGAAAGCAAUGUGAUGGAAGUGCUGUACGUAGCAAAGAAAUACCUGGUUAAUUCUCUCGCUGUUAAGUGCAUUGAGUUUCUACGACGUAACUUGGACACUGCAAACGUGUUUUGUGUUCUGUCACACGCUCAGCAAUAUGGCGAGAAAAUUCUUGUGGAUCAAUGCUGGGAAAUGAUCGAUCUAGAAACUGAGGAAGCAGUGAAAUCUGAUGGAUUCUUCACAAUUGAAAGAUCUUUACUUGAAGCACUAGUCGUGAGAGAUUCCUUGACAGUCAACGAGGUAGAUUUGUUCCAAGCCGUUGAUCUCUGGGCUACAAAUGAAUGUGACAGGCAAGGGCUGACUACAGAUGCCAAUGUAAAAAGAAGCAUUCUUGGAGAAAAGAUAGUGAGAGAAAUUCGUUUUCCAUUGAUGAAAGAGAAAGAGUUUGCAAGUGUUGUGCUAGACGGUGAAAUACUCAACCCCCAAGAGGUUGUUUCCAUGGUGAAGCAUUUUAAUUCAGUAUUGUCCUCACCAGUUGGUUUCCGAGGAGACAGAAGAGUUGGCCCUUAUCAGUCAUGUUUCAGAUUUAGUGGCAUUCAGCCAGAUCUGCAUAAAUUCAGUGGUGAACAAAGCAUCAAUUUCCAUAUAAACAAAGACAUAGUGAUCCGUGGGAUUCGUCUGUUUGGCAGUGGAAAUAAUGAAUAUGAUGUGACAUUGACCGUGUUAAAACACCUUGGGGGUGUCAUUGCCGAUAAAUCUGGAAAAUUCUCAUCAGUUCUUGUAAGGAGGAAAGAUCAUUUCUAUAGUGGUGUUGAUAUCAUGUUUGAUCCAGUUAAUUUGAGGAAAGGUGUUCAUUAUGUGGUUAGGGCGAAUAUAAAUGGCCCUGAGUCACAUGCUGGGAUCGAUGGUGUCCAGGAAGUUACAUCGCAUGGUGUGACAUUUUUCUUUAGAGGCACUGGUAGUUUACUUUCUACCACCACUCUUCAGUGGGGACAAAUUGCUGAGUUUUUCUUUACGCUACAAUGACUUUACAAAGGAGUGCUGUUUCUGGGAUAACCUGUCAUUUUGCCCGAUAGCCAGUUCUCCGGAUGUCAGUUUGCUCGAGCUGAGAGUCACUUUGCCUGGAGUGAACCAAGAGCUCAAAGAAGGAGGUGUCAACUUUUCUUGCGAUAAUUCUGUAAACAAAAGGAACGAAAAAGACAACAUUGUGGGCAUAAUGAAACAAAACUACACACAUGCCUAUUAGUAUUUCUCCUUCUUCAAUCCACUGACCACAAAGCUACAUGUCACAGUCUGGGUGAACCGACUAACUGUCUGGGCAAACUGGAUUCAGGCAAAGCAAUGGUAGUUAAUUCGUGCUGGGAUCUGUGAUUAGAUGCAAUAUAAUUUAGACCAGUUUGGCUCUUUUAUAUGGUUGCAGUUUUUGACACAUAUGGUUUUAAGACAUGAGAAAACUGUCAGGAUUAGACCAACUGUCAGGAUUAGAGCAACAUGUAACAGUUCUUCUGUAGUUUUAAUGCAAGACUCGUGGUUUUACGUAAUGUCUGACAGUCUCGUGGUUUGACCUAGAAUCUGAGCAGCCUCAGUUUUUGCAUUCUUUUUUUAAAGAUUUUAGAGCAAAAGAGGGAUUGCUCAAAUUUAUAGUGGUGAAAAGAGAUCAUAACGAAAGUUUUUAAUUGAAGAGUUUAGAAGAUAACCACUGCAUAGUGUUUUUAAAAAGGCAGCAUUUUUUGCCAGGCGUACACUGUACUCUUACUAGAUGAUUGUAAUAGAUGAACUACUGACAAAUAGUUGCAACUUGUGUUGCAAACUCUAUGUAAGUUCAUUUUACUCAAUGUUUUUCAAUGUUUUCCAAGACGAUUCAGAUAGAAGCUUAACAUUUUAUUUUUUUUGCGGAUGAGAUAUUUCGUUUAGAGCAUGUUUUGUUUACGGUACACUCAACACAUAAUUUUGAUUAAAUUAAUUCCAUAAUAGGGAAUAGUUGAUUCUGAAGAUCCUGGAGGUGUGAUCUCUUUCAUAGCUUUUAAUUCUUUUUUAUUACUAAAUGAAUAAUUUAUUCAUCAGAAGAACAAAUAAAGAAAAAAAAUUUAUGUGUGUUGCUCCC
Orbicella faveolata is the source of this 4284-nucleotide messenger RNA. Its product is annotated as BTB/POZ domain-containing protein 6-A-like. Lineage: Eukaryota; Metazoa; Cnidaria; Anthozoa; Scleractinia; Merulinidae. The record is from RefSeq and is a predicted model, not a curated record.